UGCUGGCUCCACGCGUUGUGUCUCGUCUACGAUGAAUGUCGUGGUGUUUUACCUCCCGCUAGGUCUCGGCGUGGCGGCGGUUGCUGCCGGGGGCAGUCUGGAGCGGAGACCGGCGAGUGGCGGCGGUGGUGGCGGCGUGCCCGAUGGGCAGGAGGCUGCGCCCAGCGUCGAGAACCACUGCAACCUGGUGAUCCUGGCCAUGGGCAGCAGGGACUCAGCGGAAGAAUACUGCGCUCUCAUCUGCCAAGUAUUCCGUAUCAUCUAUGGGGACCAGACGAUCGAGUGUGUGGACCGUUCUGGCAAGAAUUACACGUCGACCCCGGACAGACGCUGGUUAAUGGAGAGAAGUAACAGCGGGCAAACCACUGAGACCUACGGGUACGAGGCGGACUUCAGCUGCUGCAGUUCAUUCAAUGGAUCGCAGGACAUGUUCGACCCGUACUGUCGCGACAGCUCCUCGCCAUCAUGCCACGACUCGCAGUUGAGCCUGGGGACAGUGGGCAGCGAGAGUGACCAGAGUCACACCGGGGCCGAUCUGCUACAGGACUACAUGGCCACUCUGAGAACAAAGUUGUCCCCUGAAGAAAUCCAGCAGUUUGCGCUGCUGCUCCGAGACUAUCGCACGGGGGCCUCGGUUGAAGAUUACUGCGCAGAACUCCUGCAACUUUAUGGAGAGAAAAGAAAGUUCCUCCUUUUAGGAAUGCGAGCUUUCAUCCCCGAUCACGAUGCCAGCUACUUCGAGGGAUUUCUGGACACGAUUGGGAUUAAAGACGGGAGAGGGAUCCUGACGGAUAGCUUUGGAAGGAUUAAACGGAGCAUGAGCGACUCAUCCGCGUCUGCCGUCAGAUCGUACGACAGCUGGUCGGUGCCGACGGAUUCGGACGGUUUUGAAAGAAUAAUCUCGAACAUCACACACGACAUUGAAGCGUUGGGAUGUGACGCAGAGGACGAUUUAUUGUGACGGAUGUAUAACUACAUUUAGAAGACAUUCGGACAAGUCCAGGGACAGUUUAGUGUGAGUUUAGCUUCUGGUCACAUGUUCUGAGUGAGGUACAGUGAAAAGCUUUUGUUGCGUGCCAACCAUACAUGACAAAGAAAAAGACAAUACAUGAUUACAAUUUGAGCUUAGAGUUUAGAAAUGCAACGUGGAAACAGGCCCUUCGGCCCAUCGAGUCCAUGCCGACCAGCGAUCACCUGUUCACACUAGUUCUUCCCUACGCAGUGGGGACAAUUUUUCAGAAGCCCACAAACCUGCAACUGUGUUUGGGGUGUGGAAGGAAACCGGAGCACCCAGAGAAAACCCCCGCGGUCACAGGGAGAGCGUAGAAACUCCAUAAAGGCAGCAACCGUGGCCAGGAUCGAACACGGGUCUCUGGCCCUGUGAGGCAGCAACUCUACCCCUGCACCACCGUGCCCUGCAUGUAGAUAAUAAAUGUAGCAAUUUCACAGCCCAUCAUCAUAACUUUGCUUUGGAGAGGCCAAUAUCUCCAUGAAAUUUUGAACAGAUGAAUUUCAAAAGUCUGCAGUAAGCAUUCGCACUGGCGCACGGCCCCACAACGUGUCCAAGUUUAUACAAAAAGCUUUUUUUUUGCUAGGCUCUGCAAAAUUAUAGUUAUUAUGUAAAAAUAGUUUGCAUUUGAUUUCUGGAGUUGACGAAAGUUAAGAAAAAUGUACAAGGAUGUGAAUUAUAAAUGUUAUUUGGAAUGUGCCUGGCGAGAAAAUUGAAAAUAUUAUACAUAUUUUUAUGUUAAAAUAGGUGUAAUGAAAUGAAUGAUAUUGGUGAAUCUGUUCUGAAGGCAUAGGUGUGACAUCGUAAUAAUGUCAAUGUAAUAAUGACUCCUUUAUGGCACAAAGCACAGACAGAAUUACUGGUGAGAAAAUAAAAUCACAAACAAAUUAUAUCCCAUCAA
This is a messenger RNA of Amblyraja radiata (thorny skate), 1910 nucleotides long. RefSeq names its product CCM2 like scaffold protein (gene ccm2l). The transcript has 6 exons. The record is from RefSeq and is a predicted model, not a curated record. Gene Ontology annotation, biological process: heart morphogenesis. The coding region runs from base 32 to 961 and encodes 309 amino acids. NCBI's taxonomy places the organism in Eukaryota, Metazoa, Chordata, Chondrichthyes, Rajiformes, Rajidae.